Molecule: messenger RNA, 1278 nt
Organism: Durusdinium trenchii
Lineage: Eukaryota; Dinophyceae; Suessiales; Symbiodiniaceae
Source: the annotation of a GenBank genome assembly
AUGUCGCGGGAAGGGAAGCUGCACACCAGGCACGUGGCCUCCCUGGCCUUUGCGAUGACCUGCGCGGGGCCCUUCGGCGUCGAGGCAGCCGUGCGCUGCUUUGGUGCCCCGGCCUUCUUCCUGGGCUUGUUCGUGACCAUGCUAGGCUACGUGCUACCGCAGAUCUUCAUGACUUGCGAGCUCUCGAUGAUGCCACCUUUGAGCAACAGAGGUGUAGUCACCUGGAUCUCCCGCGCCUUUGGCGGCAAAGCGGGCGAGUGUAUCGGGCUGAACAUGCUCCUGUAUCAAAUCGUUGACCUUGCGACUUACACCACGGUGAUUGUGGGCUAUGCCGAAUCGGCUGGAUACGAGGUUCAUUCCGGUCUACCUGCCAUCGCGCCCCUGCUGGCUAUAUCUGUGGGGUUGUGCGUGAACCUGCUGGCGGUUGAGAUGGCAGCAGAGGUCUUCAUGGGCGUGCUAGCCCUUGUACUGCUGCCUUUCUUGCUGGGCCUCCGCUGGUCGGUUCCUAGUCUCCUGGGCACCAAUUUUUGGUCCGGCGCGACGGUGACACAGCCUUCGAAGGACUGGAACCUCUUUUUCUCCUCCCUGAUUUGGCUGAACACUGGCUGGGAUUCCUUUGGGAAUUUGGCUGAGGAGGUGGCUGGGCCCAGGCAGCUUUUGCAGGGGCUACUUUGGGCGGCCUUGGCCGCCUUCAUCGUCUACCUGCUUUGCACUUGGCAGGCGCUUGGAGCGGAGGGCUCCUGGCAAGACGGUUACCUGGCAAUCGCCUACCGGCGGUUUUGGCAGCCGUUGGGGAUUUGGGUUUGCAUCUCUGCAGCCUUGGCCAACACCCUACUCUACACCUCUGAACUGGCUGUGGUGGCUCGCUUUUUGCAAUCCCUAGGAGAUAGCUCAGAGGCAAUGCCGCAGCUUUUACCCAGCUGCUUUCGGAGAGAACUAUCCACAGGAGCUCCCAUUGUAGCGCUGCUGGUCACCACUGCGCUGCAGCUUUGCUUGCUGCUUUUGACCUUUGAUUACCUGGUGCAGCUCAGCACCUUGCUUCAUGUGGUCGUCUACUGGUGGCAGUUGGCUGCCUUUCUGCAGCUGAAGCUCCGGCACCCCGAACUGGUGCGUUUGUAUGCUGUGCCUGGUGGCCGCUGGGGCGCCGCACUCCUUUGCGGCCUCAAGGCCCCGGUGCUGGUGGCCUUGGUGAUCACCGGGUGUCAAGACUGGUCCAUGGUGCUCGGGGCUCUCCUGGUCAACGUCCUCUUUUACUUCGUCGUGCAGUGUGUAAAGUGA